AUGCCGGCUGGACCAACCAAUUUUGCAGAGUUGAAUGCUUCAGGAAGCGCAAGAUCUGGAAUUAUAGUGCUGCCUAGUGGUGCCGGGAAGUCUUUAGUAGGUGUUUCUGCAGCAAGCAGAAUAAAAAAGAGCUGCCUUUGUUUAGCAACAAAUGCUGUCAAAGAAAGAUUCCGCGGAAAUGUCGGUGUGGUGGUGACAACAUAUAACAUGGUUGCUUUUGGUGGCAAACGUUCUGAAGAAUCUGAGAAAAUCAUUGAAGAAAUAAGAAAUAGAGAACGGGGUUUACUACUCAUGGAUGAGGUGCACGUGGUUCCAGCACAUAUGUUUCGAAAGGUCAUUAGUAUCACGAAAUCACACUGCAAACUUGUGCUUACUGGAACUGCCUGCAUUAUUGCCCUUACCGAUCAGGGUCUCCAUGCCAUCAACUUAGGAGAUAGCGGAUUUAUGUUGGUUAGAGAUGGAUCUACUGUUUUCGGAUCCCCAGUGCAGCAGCAUGAUUUCAAUUUUACGUAUCAGCUGGAAAGUGGUAAUGCCGGUGAUUCACCAAGCUCUGGGGAGGUGUUUAAAAUACCUGUUGCUCCAGGAGAUGUCAUCAUUGCUGGAACUGAUGGUUUAUUUGACAAUUUGUACAACAAUGAUAUAAGUGCAGUAGUGGGGCAUGCAACGAGAGCUGGUUUACCACCUCAGGUUGUAGCUCAGAAGAUAGCUGCAUUGGCUCGGCAAAGAGCACAGGAUCAAAAACAGGCAAAUCCCUUCUCUGCUGCAGCGCAAGAAGCUGGUUUUCGUUACCAUGGUGGGAAGUUGGAUGACGUUACUAUGGUUGUGGCUUACAUAACCAGUGAGAAAAAUACACGAAUAUCUCUCCAUCUUAUCUAAUCGCUAUAGCCUUGAUAAUGAGUGCAAUCCUGAGAAGAAUGACUCUCAGCCUCCGAGAAGUGGUGGUCCAAGAGUGGAAUGGCUGGGGGAGACAGAACGUGAAAGUGCCAGAAUUGUGCGGGAAUGGGUUGAGACUGCGGAAAUUGUGAGAAUUGCCCAACCAGAGCAUAUUCGUAGGGAUAUGUUUAGACUGCGUGGGAGGCAGGUCUGCUUGAUUUGCUUAUGAGGAUUGAAAGGGAAAGGCAAAGGGAACUUCAGAGUCUGCUAGAGCAUCGUGCAGUUUCUGAUUUUGCCCAUCACAAUCAGAUUCAGUCACUACUCAGAGGAAGAUUCUUGCAUGAAAGGCCUGCCGAGGAAGAGAGACCACCUUCAAUAGCAGCAAGUGAACUAGUUCAGCUAAGACAAUGUAACACUGUCUCGGGGCUGAGGUAUGUAAUAUAGUGUCUUGUUCCUUUGUUUUGAAUAUUUAGAUCUUUUUGUCUUUGUGAAACAUGCUCUACUAAUUAAUUGGCUUCACGUUCAUGCAUUACUUUUAAAAUGAACAAUACAACUUUUUCUUUUUGAAUUCUAAACAAGCUCCAGCUUAGGUAUGAUACUUUUCAUUAACUCUAAUAAAAUGUCAUAUGUAUCUUACCAUUUAUCUGCACUAUAUUUGGUCACCCCUACACGUACUUAUUUCCAGAAAGUUGCAGGUAAUUUUUGAAGAUAGAUGCUCACAUCGAUGAUAUGAUCAGACUGAUUGAAGGGCAAUAUCCAUAUGUAAUCGAUGCUUCUAACUAUGGAAACAUUUCCUGUUAUAUCAAAAACAGGCACUGUUACAGUUCUCUUGAUUUGAUUUAAUCUCAAUGUUGUUAUAACUGCCUAAAUUUGCA
Messenger RNA from Capsicum annuum, 1748 nucleotides. Its product is annotated as probable protein phosphatase 2C 55. The coding region runs from base 1 to 876 and encodes 291 amino acids. NCBI's taxonomy places the organism in Eukaryota, Viridiplantae, Streptophyta, Magnoliopsida, Solanales, Solanaceae. The transcript has 9 exons. The record is from RefSeq and is a predicted model, not a curated record.